CAGACUUUGUCCAGUCCCAGGCAAUUUUCCUUAUUUAUAAUUUUAGCUUAAGUAAUAAAACCUUUUUGUGAAAUUAGUGCUCUAGUGUUGCUAGACUACGAAGUGCUUUUAGUGGUUUUAUUAAGUGAUUUCGAAGCCUUUUGUAUUGGAAAAUAAUGUUAUGUAGGAUUGUGCAUGUAGUUGUCAAUAUCAGAUUUCUUUGUUGCUAGUACUUUAGAAAUUGAUCCAGACAAUAGCUAAAAUCCCAUGAUCAAUAUAGGGCCAUGGGAAACGGAACACAAUGUGUUUUCCCAUAAAUGUAAGGUAUCUACACUUGAGGCUACUCAGUCGUUUCGUAUUGAGGAAGCGGUUAGCAGCGCGCGCGCAGAAAAAGUAUAAAAAGUUCGGCAAACUCAAGGUGUCAUGGCGAAAACGCUGAUAUGGUGUCUAUUCCACUUCUACGUCCUCGGUGUCAUUUCGCCACAAAGGCUGGAUCUCAAAUACACGAACUAUACAAAAAUAUGCAAAGGUGAACUUAUCAAGACCCUCUCGGACUUAAAAACCUUAGAUGGAUGUGUCGUCGUCGUGGGAAGCGUAGAAAUAUUCAUAGAGAAAGUCAAUAAGGAUAGUUUUCCCAAUGUGACUUUUUGGGAUUUAAGAGAGAUAACAGAAUACUUAAUCAUAUAUCGUGUGAGAGGCCUUAAAUCUGUGGGACAACUAUUCCCAAAUCUUACCAGAAUAAGAGGAAUUAAGUUACUGAACAAUUUUGCAUUGAUUGUGUAUGACAAUUCACAUCUUUUAGAGAUUGGCCUCUAUAGUCUCCUAAAAAUUGAUAGAGGAGGGGUCACUAUGUGGGCACUGCCUCAAGCCUGUUUUGUGGAGACCAUUGACUGGAAGGCCUUGGCUCCUAAAGCUAGACACGUGAUCAGUCCUCUUGAAAAGCCGUCAGACAGCGUCACUUGCAGGAUACCCUGUACUUGUUCAAGAAAUCCUUCGUUGAACCACUGUUGGAAUAAUAUAAAAUGCCAGUUAUUCCCAGAUGGACCCGAAGCCGACAAAUGCAACGAGCAAUGCUUGGGCUGCCGCAAAACUAAUAAGAACGCAUGUUUUGUGUGCCGACACUACACGUAUAAGGGAACUUGCGUGUCGAAGUGUCCUCCAGAUUCGAUCCUUCUACCCGACAGCCAAUACUGCAUAACUGAAGAAGAAUGCCAUGGACUGGAUCGAUGGGUAUUCAACAAUACCUGUGUCGCACACUGUCCAGUCGACUAUAAGCAGAAUAAUAAAACGACACCUACUACUUGUAUACCGUGCACUCAUUGUGGAAUUACAUGCGGAGACCUUAAAAUCCAGUCAUUAAGUUCCAUUCAAACGGCAGAAAGAUGUGUUUACAUUAACGGGUCUCUGACAAUACAUUUGAGGACAACACCAGGUGCAGUGAACGAAUUAAGGAAAUACCUACGACAAAUAGAAGUAGUCUCUCAUUAUGUAGCCGUUGAAAGUUCAGAUAUAACUGCACUAGACUUUCUGCCAUCACUAAGAUUAAUAAAAGGGGAGAAAUUGAAGGAUGGCAAAUACAGUGUUGACGUCAAUCACAAUAACAAUCUACAAACUUUAUUUAUUGCAAAUGUUACCAAAAACCUCCAAAUACUGAAUGGGACCGCCAGGUUUGACCAGAAUCCUAUCCUGUGUAUGUCGAAAAUUGAUGAAAUCAAACACUUGGUUCCUAUUAAGCCGAAUAAUGUAGACAUCCCCGUGGGCUCCAACGGGUAUCGUGGAGCAUGUAAAGAAGUCUCUUUUCACUUUGAUAUAACUCCGUCCAAUGAAUCAUCGGUAUUGAUUAAAUUUUCUCCGGUCUCCAAUCAUAGCAUACACUAUUCUGCGCUAUACGUACGUUUACCUCCCGGAGUUCAAACGUCGGUAGUUCCUGAAACUUGUAGCGAGUUUGAAUGGCACGCUACCGAUGUCCCAACAGUAUUUGAUAAUAACUACGGACUGGUUCAAUUGAAUGCAUUACAACCUGCUUCUUCAUAUGCUCUGUGCAUUGAAAUUUACGAUCCUGAUCCUGAAAACCAAUUAUUGGUUAGAAGCAAUAUAUUCAAUUUCACAACGCCAGUAGGAAUUCCUGAGCCGCCUUUUAUCGUAGAAUUAGUUGCGUCUGCCUCAGACGUCGUUGUAAUGCGAUGGGUUGACCACAAAAAUUAUGUGCGUCACAUUGAUUACUACGAACUAGAUGUGGCCUUGAUAGAUACGUAUUCCAGGAAAUCAGCUUCAGUAGACUAUUGUCACUACAGAGAAGAUUGGUUUGACGUUGACUACACCCGUCAUGCUUUAGUUAGGAGGCCACCUCCAGAAUAUACAAAAAGUUGUGAAUCUAUGUGUGGAAUACUCUCGUCUGUGACUCCGGGAGCUCUGGUGGAGGAGUACUUCAACGUCUGCGAUGACGUCAAUUUUGUUUGCGACAACCAAGAAAGUACAAUUUCAAGCAAUUCUAGUUUUGGCAACUACGUGCGAACUUUAACUUUGUUAAACAUUAGUAGCCCGAGAAACGACUUCCAAGUUGGAGGGCUAGCACCCUAUAGUGACUAUAAGUUUAGAUUAAGAGCUUGUUCUCGUGGACAUUGCAGCAGAUCAGCAAAAGGUGUAGUGAGAACAUUCCUUUUAAAAAAUGCCGACAUACCUUCUAUAGUGUACCUGCAUGCAAACCAAUUCGGUCAUAUUUUUGUGAGGUGGAAUGCUCCAAAUGUCACGAACGGCCCCAUAUUAUCUUAUUUCGUUGAAGUUUUGCCUAGAAUAAAUAUAAAUAAUCUGAUGCCUCAAUCUUGGUGCGUAUCAGCUGAAGAGAGAAGAAUCUUCGUGCAAUCUGUGAUAGUGUCAAAUUAUUUGGUAAGAGUGUGUGUAAAAACUCUCGCUUCCAGUAAAUCUUGUAGCGAGUGGAGCAAAAUUGUCGCCGUCACUGAAUCGAAGACAAUUUUGCUUUGGAUCGGCGCGACUUGUGGGAUUUUGAUAUACAUCGCGUCGUGUGUAGUGGGGUGGUUUAAGAGGAGAAUGAGUUAUCGCAGCGAUGUAGUGCCGCUAGUCGAUAGUUCGUCUUCGUCACGUGUCGAGAGCGAGCCACCAGCCUUGAUGCUAUCAGAUUUCGUGCCAUUUCAUACGAUACCUUUAGAUUAAUGUUGUAUUGUGAUACUACUGUAAAGAUCAAUGAAACUAUAGGCUCAUUAAUUUCGUGGAAAAUCAUGAAUACACAUUUCAGACUGAAUUAUUUGGUGUUCUACAAUUUGGCGGAUCGUCAAAAAAGUUAAUAUUCGCCUAAACGUCCAUUACAUUUUUAUGAUGAUAGUUUUAAUUAAAUUGGUUCCAUGUUAUGUACGGAACACUCGCGUCUGUGAAAGUUAUAAUUCGAAAAGCUUUGCUAAUAUUCUGUUAUUAAUUUUAAUGAAGUAAACGUUUGACUUUUACCUGUAUGGAGUGUUGUUGUGGAAAUAAACAGGAUUUAAUAAUUAAAUA
Molecule: messenger RNA, 3486 nt
Organism: Helicoverpa zea (corn earworm)
Lineage: Eukaryota; Metazoa; Arthropoda; Insecta; Lepidoptera; Noctuidae
Product: insulin-like receptor
Exons: 8
Coding region: 403-3150 (915 amino acids)
Molecular function (GO): protein binding
Source: RefSeq, a predicted model, not a curated record